UUCUUGUCCAACACGGUAAAAAAAGUAUGCUCGAUCUGGAUCCAGCAUGUAGCAUCGAUGUACCCCACCAUGGGCGAUGGGAGGAAUCCAACGCUUGUAGCGGGGUCGUCUUAUCGUGACAGGGACCAUUCCAUCUCAUCCAGAGGUCCAGCGCAGUGAGAGUGGGGAAGAUACAGGUAUCGACCACAACGUAUCACAACUUCCGCGCUUGAAUGGAGCGAGCCAACAUUUUGCGGAGCUGCCAGUCCUUCGAGGAAUCUUCCAAGCGGUCAGGAAGCCUACCAGACCUGGCCAAACAAAUCAACGACAUGGCGACCGAGCCCUUCUCCACCUACCCAUUGGGAGACUUCUCUCUUAAGAAUGGAGGACUGAUACCAGACGCAAGGAUCGCGUACAAGUCGUUCGGCAAAGCAGGCAACCCGGCCAUCAUCUAUCCAACCUGGUACUCCGGAACGAUUGAAGACAAUGAGUGGCUUAUCGGCACUGACAAGACUUUGAGUCCGGAGAAGUAUUUCAUCGUGAUUGUGGCUUUAUUUGGGAAUGGCCAGUCCAGUAGUCCGUCAAAUCGAAAGGAACUUCGCCCGUGGCCGGAAGUCACCUUUUACGACAACGUUCGGGCCCAAUACGAGCUUGUCACAAAAAAACUCAAUAUCAAGCAUGCCAAAGCAGUGCUAGGAUGGAGUAUGGGGGCGGGACAAACAUAUCAAUGGGCCACGCAAUACCCUGAUUUCAUGGAUUUCAUUGUGCCCUUCUGCGGGUCGGCCAAGACCAGCCUCCACAAUCAGUCUAUGCUUGAAGGUGUAAAGGUGGCGGUCUUGGGCGGCAAAGGUGCCGCAUCCGGCGGAGUGGGGAAGGGCGAGGCCACCAUCAACCAAUAUCGCGCGUGGAGCGAUCAUGAGAAGGUGGUUGGCUUGAAAGCUCUCGGUCGAGUAUAUUCUGGCUGGGGCUUCUCUCAAGCAUUCUAUCGACAGAGACUGUUUGAGAGUGCCCUCGGCUUCAAGGACAUCGAGGACUUCAUGGUGAACUUCUGGGAAACGUGGGCGUUGUCGAAGGAUCCCGAUAAUAUGAUUGCAAUGCUCUACACCUGGCAGUGUGGCGACGUCUCGCAGCAAGAGCCAUACAACGGCGACUUCGAUGCUGCAAUGAAAGGCAUCAAAGCAAAAGCCCUCGUGCUACCGAGCAUGACCGAUCUAUACUUUCCUCCCGAGGAUAGCGAGGAUGAGGUGGCUCGUAUGCAUCCGGGGAUCGGUCAGUGUGUGCCUUUUCAGUCAAUCUGGGGACAUUGGGCCGGGGGACCUGGACAGUCUACCGAGGAUGUGAAGUGGCUUGAUCAGCAACUCAAGGACUUCUUCGAGUCUGGCUGAGCUUCGCGACUUCUCACGUGCAGCGGCCUGGUUGCCUGGUUCUGUGUUCUGAUGGAAUGUCGCAUUCUGCUAGGGGAGGCAGCCCUGCUCUGUGCGCGGAAGCGGGCCGUUCGCUUCGUAACGUGGCUUACGGAACUGGGCACCCAGUAAAGCACGUAAACCUCCACACUUUACACCACUUUACUCAAUUCUACUAGCG
Molecule: messenger RNA, 1563 nt
Organism: Sphaerulina musiva SO2202
Lineage: Eukaryota; Fungi; Ascomycota; Dothideomycetes; Mycosphaerellales; Mycosphaerellaceae
Product: alpha/beta-hydrolase
Exons: 6
Coding region: 213-1364 (383 amino acids)
Biological process (GO): biosynthetic process
Molecular function (GO): acyltransferase activity, transferring groups other than amino-acyl groups
Source: RefSeq, a predicted model, not a curated record